ACACAGACCAGCCUGGACUUGCAUUUCGUUAUUGCGUAAAACCGACGUGUUCCAGCCAUCGCCUUAAAAGCUUCCAGAUGUGAGUGAUGCGCGCGCAUCCCUUUUCUUACUGUCGGAGAAUACUGCGGUGUCUUUGAACUUCGAGUGGGUGGAUUCGGGACCACAGCCAAAGUGUGACAGAAGCAAUGAAACGCUGAGCAAGAAGAGUAACUAAUACUAGACGUCGCUGAAAAGGAAACUGCUUACAACAAGAAAAGGGUCAAAGAAAGUAAUCCAAAUGGCGGAACAGUGCUCAGAUCUGGAGAAGGCCAUCCAGUCCCUGGUGACAAACUUCCAUUCAGCAGCUGGCAACAAUUCCCCCACACUGAAAAGAGAUGAAUUUAAAGGUCUUCUUUCUUCACAGCUGCCUAACCUAACUAAGACGUCAGCUUCAGAGGCAGGCAUGGGGGAGAUCCUGCAGCAGAUGGGGGUGAAGGAUGGGGAGGACAUCUCCUUCCAGCACUUCUGGAACCUCAUCCAGUCCCUGGCCACCAACCAGCACGGCCUUCUGAGCCACGAAAAAGUCUCCAAGUGUGCUAAAUGUGUGUUAUUGUGAGACCAGGACCGGCUGGGUUCUUUUAGAUCGGUCCUCACUCAGGCAUAGGGAACUACCACCAUAAUGCCUAUUGAGCUCUGAUGAUCAUAUGUUUUUUGUUUUUUUUAAAUGCAUCUCAGCUUCAUCCAGUACCUUUAUCCAAGUAGUAACAUAUCAUACACACUCCAUUAGCACACUGAGGGGUCCUGCCAUGGCUAUAUGCCUUUAUGAUUUAUAAAAGAAAUGGUGUUGGUUGGCUUUUGUGCCUUUGCAAGUGUUUGCAGAACGUACUGGAGUUCAGAACAACAUUGAGGUUUAGUACUGAAAGAGAUUUAUUUUCAUAAAGUAAAACACUACAUUGGAGAGACAAGUAAAGGGAGUUUUACCUGAUGUUUUCAUGAAGAGAAAUUAAUUAAUUUCCUUUGUAAGAGGUCAAUUGAGCUCAUUAUUGCACACCGAACAUGUGUCAAUAUUUCCUCAUUACAGAAUGUUGGGACAGGAAAUGUGACCUAUAUCCAUAUAGCCUACCCUACACUAAGAAACUGUGAUUCACAGUAAGCUUAUUAAACCAUUUAGGUUCACAUUAUUUUGCACCAUUCCUUGCCAAAUCCAAUUACCACAUGUUCUCUUGUCACAAAUAAUUCAAAUACACCAGUGGCCUUCAAUCUAUGAAAUUUACAGAACACCAAUUAUUAUUGAUGACUACCCCAAAGAAACUAAUGAUCUGAUGGAAACACAUACAUUGUAUUUAUAUUUUAUAUUUUUGUUUUCUGUAUCCAACGUCUACGGUGUCUGUCAUCCUUGAAAUGACGUGCACUUAAUAAAGUUUAAAUGGUAACAUGGA
This is a messenger RNA of Alosa sapidissima (American shad), 1418 nucleotides long. Its product is annotated as protein S100-A14-like. Bases 278 to 595 code for a protein of 105 amino acids. The record is from RefSeq and is a predicted model, not a curated record. The transcript has 4 exons. NCBI's taxonomy places the organism in Eukaryota, Metazoa, Chordata, Actinopteri, Clupeiformes, Clupeidae. Gene Ontology annotation, cellular component: perinuclear region of cytoplasm.